GCCCUGGUCUCGAGGAUGGACUUGCCUAUCGCGGUGCAACGGUUGGACAAGAGCUAUUGGCGGUGAAUACCCCGUAGUGCAGAGUCUACUGUGUAGGCAAGUGUCUGAGUACGGCCGGGAGGUAUGUCCUGCCUGUCAGUGUCACUCCCGUGUUGGGCUGUUUAUCGAGGAAAUCGUUAUCAAGGAGCAAGAUGAAGCGAGGGGUUCACAAACCAACUUGGCUUGCCUCCUGUGCGAUGCUAUCUUUUCAAUCUUGGGCCGUCUAUAAAUGAGGCGCCCAAUGCCCACCACCUAGACGCAAGCUUCGCUCUGAGAACCUUUGCCUUGGCUGAACGGAAAGUUGCACAACGAAGCAAUCCUCUUGGAUGAAGUACGCGCUCGCGAAAGCUGGAGAUCGCCGUGACGUACCUCGCGGAUGAACACAAAACACCAAAGUCCAACUCGGAAUUGGGUUCUCACGCACCAGCGACGUGUGGGAGGCCGGCGCGCCAGCUCGGCUCAGGGUCCUCACCACCUCGCGGCACGAUUUCAUCCCUUCAACUUACUCUCGAGUUGUUCCCCGAAAUUGACCAUCUUGCGAGCUCACCCAACCCAGGAUUACCUACAAACGGAGAGACUUGCAGCUUGAGGUGUCGUCACGGGUCGCAAUCCCGACAAGCUGAUUCCACCCCACCAACGGCUGCGAACUGCAGCUCCCUCCACUUUAUCAGCAAAGUCCCAAUCGAGACGUCGCGUGCGCGCAUUCCAUUCCUGUCUACUGUCUAGGUUCCUCAAUCCCUACCUUACCUCACCGACAGCUUACCCUUGGUAAGGUUAGUUACCUCAGGGUAAAGUACGAGGUGUGGUUAGCAGGCAAACACCGACUCUGCCCAAUCAACAAAAAGCUUGGGCGAGUAAUUGCAGCCUGCAAAGGAGACAAGGAGGAAUCAUCAGACCGCUGAAGCCACGCGGCGCACGGUACCCUCGCCCAAUCGCGCGCCUGGAAGCAUACCACCACAGGAGACUACCGGAGCAAUCGUGGUGCUAAGCCGCCUUAUCUCCCCCUUAAAUCCAGGGGACUUGCAUACGCCCCUCCAGCAUUACGGGCGACAAAGUAGCAAACGCCGCUCCGCCAGCGUGCGGGAGAGCCCGGUGUUGGGGCCCAGAGCAGUGUUGGUGUCAUUGAAUUUCAACCCGCCAACAAGCAGCUGUCCACUGUCCUGAGCGGACUUCAGACGCCCCCCCCUCCACCUCGACGGUCGGGCUUCACGAAUUGUCCGUUGGAGGGACUCUUGUGGUCGCCCCGAGAAUUUAACUCGGAGCGCGUCCCACUGGAGCUUCCCUUCGACGUUCUCCAUCGCAACUUUUUUCAACGUUGUUACCCUUCUCAGUUCGCUCUAUUAACCGGUCCCUGAUCUCAUCCUACGACUAUCUAAUGGAUUACACCGGAGGCACCGCAGAGGCCGACCAUCUCUGCGUCCUGGUCCAUGGGCUUUGGGGUAACCCCAACCACAUGGCCCAGAUCGCCAAAAGCUUGCGCGCCAAGUACUCCGCCGACAAGCUACACCUGCUGCUUGCGAAGCGAAACAGUGGCUCUUUCACGUACGAUGGUAUCGAGCGUGGUGGUGAGCGCGUGUGCGCCGAGAUCGAGGAGGAACUGCGCCUUAUUGAGGAGAAGGGCGGCAAGAUCACCAAGCUGAGCAUCGUCGGUUACUCGCUCGGAGGUCUCGUCUCCCGCUACGCCGUUGGCCUGCUUCACUCCAAGGGCAUACUCGAUACCGUGGAAUGCAUGAACUUUGUGACCUUUGCCACGCCACACCUCGGCGUCCGCACACCACUCCGGGGAUGGCACAAUCACUUGUGGAAUGUUCUCGGAGCUCGCACCCUGUCCAUGUCCGGCCGUCAGCUGUUCACCAUCGACAAUUUCCGCGAUACCGGUCGACCACUCCUUGCCGUUUUGGCCGAUCCAGACUCCAUUUUCAUCGCCGGACUAAAGCGAUUUAAACGUCACACCCUAUACACCAAUAUCGUCAACGACAGAAGUGCCGUGCACUAUACUACCGGCAUUACCAAGACCGACCCUUACACCAACGUCGACAAGAUCAAGGCCAACUUCUUGGACGGCUACGAAGAUGUCAUUCUCGACCCCAAUCAUCCCGUGGCGCCAAAGCCAAAGAUCUCGGAGCCGGCCACGCUUUCGUCUGUCGCCGGUUCAAGCUGGAAAUGGAUCAAGCGCGUUCCCUUCGCCAUAGCCUUGACGAUUUUCGUCCCCAUUGGUAUAAUUGCGUUCCUGUUCAGCUCAGUCGUCCAGACGGUCCGUUCAUCGAAACGCAUUCAAUUGCACGAAAAGGGGCUCGCGGGCGUGGCAAUUGAUGAAUACCGCGGCCCGCUGUGGAUGAAGGAGAUUCGGGAAGAGGUGGAACACGUGUACGAGACCCUCAACAGCUCACAAGACCAAGAGUUCCUGGGCAGUGAAUCGGAGGAGGAUCUUGACGAGGUCGAAAUGGACCGCAGCACCACGCAGCUCCUGGCUAGGGAAAGGCGCAUGUCGGUGCCGUCGCAGCCUACCCUCGCCUUGGCGCCCUACCAGUUCCAGAUGAUUCAGGCCCUUGACUCUGUGGGUUGGCACAAGUACCCCGUUUGGAUCCACAAGGACAGGCACAGCCAUGCUGCUAUUAUUGUGCGUUGGGAGAAGAAGACGUUUAGCGAGGGCCACGUCGUGCUCAAGCACUGGCUUAACGAAGAGUUCACGGUCUAGACGAGGUAGUUUUGUGUUGUUUUAUUUGGAGUCGGAGUUGGAGUUGGAGAAGCGAUGGAUUUAGAGUUAAUGCUCCUCUCGGAGAGUUCAAGUUACCUCCUGUACAAAUCAUGAUCAGCCGUACGUUUCUCCCACCACAGAUCUUUGAAACCUGCGUGAUUGUCGUAUAUAGGCUUUACAGCCCAAGAAGAUUCAAACUUGAGCUGUUUGUUUGCACCCCG
Molecule: messenger RNA, 2958 nt
Organism: Colletotrichum scovillei
Lineage: Eukaryota; Fungi; Ascomycota; Sordariomycetes; Glomerellales; Glomerellaceae
Exons: 3
Coding region: 1415-2737 (440 amino acids)
Molecular function (GO): monoacylglycerol lipase activity
Source: RefSeq, a predicted model, not a curated record